CAUUGUGAGUCAAGAAACUACAACCUAGGAGUAACAUUCCAACAAGAAAGGAAGAAAAAUGAUGAUGAUGUCAUCAUCAGUGGUAGUUUUAAUUCCAUAUGAAGAAGAUGAGAGAUGUAGAGCUGCUGCUGCAGGUAACGAUCAUAUGCAACAGCAGUGUCCGAAGAAGGAGGAAGAGAAGGAGGAGGAGAAGGCGAGUUGUGUAGGAGAAAAUGACCAAAGCCAUGAUGGAGGGGAAAAGAUUGCUACUAAUUAUAAAGAGUCUUUUAUUUCAAAGAUGAAGGAAUUUUGGAAAGAAGACAAGAAAAAGGUGGUGCACGGCAUGAAGGUUGGGGCGGCGCUGGUUCUAGUCUCACUACUCUAUGUGUUGGAUCCUCUCUUCGAACAAGUUGGUCAAAAUGCCAUGUGGGCUAUCAUGACCGUCGUAGUCGUUUUUGAGUUCUACGCAGGUGCAACAAUAAGCAAGGGGAUAAACCGAGGGAUUGGUACUAUACUUGGAGGUACACUAGGCUGUUUGGCGGCACUCUUAGCCCACAAACUUGGAGGCUUACACAGUACCUUUGUCGUUGCCAUCUCCAUAUUUUUUGUUGGGGUAGGUGCAACAUACACAAGAAUGGUGCCAAAAAUAAAAAGGAAAUUUGACUAUGGAGCAAUGAUAUUCAUCUUGACAUUCAACUUGGUGGUGGUGUCGGGAGUGCGGGCUGAUAAGGUGAUGGUGUUGGCUCGAGAGCGGCUGUCCACCAUAGGCAUGGGUUUCGCUGUUUGCAUCUUCACAAGCUUGCUCGUCUUCCCCCAAUGGGCUAGUGACCAACUCCACUCAUCUACCGCUUCCAUGUUCCAUAAGCUUGCCACUUCUCUUGAAGGGUGCUUGGCGGAGUACUUUGUUAUUUCAGAUGAGAAAGAAAGCCGACCAAGUGCAGAUGUCAGUGGUUGCAAGUCGAUUUUGCAUUCCAAAACCAGCGACGAAUCUUUGGCAAAUUUUGCGAAAUGGGAACCUUGGCAUGGGAAAUUUGGGUUCUCUUAUCCAUGGGAUAAGUAUAUGGAGAUUGGGGAAUCACUAAGAGAACUUGCUGCAAUAGUAAUCUCACUAAAAGGUUGCGUUCAAUCGGCUGCACAGCCACCGCAAGCGGAGCGGGUAAUCAUCAAAGAGGCAUGCGAAGUGGUAGGGGUAUCAAUUGUGUGCAUUUUGAGGGAGCUUGGAGAGAGCAUUGAGGGAAUGAAGCUAUGGAGAGCUAAGGGUACAACAAUAAGUCCUAACAAAUAUGAGACCUUGAAACAAGACUGCCUAAUGAUGACUGGCUGCCCUUCGGAUUUGGGCAUGGCAACUUUUGCAUUCCUGCUAAAUGAGAUGAUGGACAAGGUUGAAGCAUUGGUAACAAAGGUGGAACAACUGGGAGAUAUUGCUGGAUUUCAGAGCAAGAAGCAAUCGGAGGUCGAAAUGUGCUAGUUAAUUAUUUAUUAUUACUAUUAAAAGGUUAAUUGACUAACCAUACAAUACUAUUAUUAUAUAUAUGCAUACUGAACGGGGUAUUAUUUAUUAGUUAAUUAAAGGGUAAAUAUUAUUUAAGGUUUUCAAACACAAUGUGGAAUAGAGCAGACAUUUGUUUAUGUUUAAUUAUAAAUUACAAUAACGAUGUGUGUAUAUUGGCAUCGAGAGGGUAGAUGUAGGUAUAUACUCCUAAUUUUGUUCCUACUCCCGAUGUGGCAUGUAAUGAUUGGUUAUGGAGGAAUAAGAAUAUAUACUAAGUGGGGUGAAUAUUUAAAGUUCAAAU
Messenger RNA from Cuscuta europaea, 1772 nucleotides. Lineage: Eukaryota; Viridiplantae; Streptophyta; Magnoliopsida; Solanales; Convolvulaceae. The record is from the annotation of a GenBank genome assembly.